UGAAAUAAAAAUGGAGGAGAUCUUACUUUGAAGUGUUCACAUUCUUUGGUUUCCAGUUUUUGAACUGAACAAGUUCCUUCAUUCCUCUCCUCAAAAAAAGGCAAUGUAUUGCUCCUGGAAAAGAAGUAAUAUAUACCCCAAAAUUGAUGAUAAUGAAAAUACAGAAGAAAGAAAAACAGCUGCCAAAUUUUAAAGUAUUGACUCAUUCCCCAAUGUCUGAUGCCUCCAUCACCUUUGAAUGCAAGCCACAGUCCCCUUUUGACGGAAGUCCAGAUCAGGAAGAUUUGAGUGACUUGGUGACAAUCUCUGACUUGGCCAGUGUGAGCCUGGCCCAUAAGGACCAUCAAAAUGUGCUAUCUGUGGACGUACCCAGUGAAAUUGUGCAGAAUAUCAUAACCUGCCAUAAUGGGAUGCAGGACGAUGGGGUUGGGGGUACUGGGGUAAAAAAGAAACGAAAGAAAAAAGAACUGGGGCAACAAGAGCUGGGCAAUGAGAGAGAAGUAAAACCAAAGAGGAAAAGAGAACCUAAGGAACCAAAAGAUCCCCAAAAGCCCAAGGAGCCCAAAAAGCCCAAGGAGCCCAAGCAGGAAGGGGCCAAGAAACCCAGGAAGCCUCGGGAGCCUAAAGCCCCAAAGGAGUCCAAAGAGAAGAAGAACAUCUUAGAGACUUCCUCCAAAGCCAAGCCCAAGAAAUCCAGUAUGGAGCAAGGACCAACGCCUGUUGAAAAGAAGAAGAAAGGAAAAAGGAAAAACGACACGUCACUUGAUAGUUUAGAAUUGGAUCAAGGCCUCCUUUCAUUGUCUGGACAAAACCUUGAUGAAUCUGUUGAAUCAGUUGACAGUCAGAAGCGCCGUUCUGGACGCCAGGUGAAGCGUAGGAAGUACAAUGAAGACUUGGAUUUCAAGGUGGUUGAUGAUGAUGGUGAAACAAUAGCUGUAUUGGGUGCUGGCCGGGCUUCUGCACUUUCUGCGUCUACCUUGGCUUGGCAAGCGGAGGAACCUCCUGAGGACGAUGCCAACAUCAUUGAGAAAAUUCUUGCCUCCAGGAUGGUGCAGAAAGAGAUUUAUCCUGGAGGAGCAACUUAUGAACAGGAAGAGUUCUAUGUAAAGUACCGCAAUUUUUCUUAUUUGCACUGUAAAUGGGCCACCAUGGAGGAGCUAGAAAAAGAUCCACGGAUCUCUCAGAAGAUUAAACGCUUUCGCAAUAAACAGGCCCAAAUGAAGCACAUUUUCACUGAGCCUGAUGAAGAUCUAUUCAAUCCAGACUAUGUGGAAGUUGAUAGAAUUCUAGAAGUGGCUCAUACAAAGGACUCCGAAACUGGGGAGGAGGUGACUCACUACCUGGUGAAGUGGUGCUCCUUACCCUAUGAAGAAAGUACUUGGGAGCUUGAGGAGGAUGUUGAUCCUGGCAAGGUUAAAGAGUUUGAAUUUCUCCAAAUUCCACCAGAACUUAAAUCCUUGGAGCGUCCUGCCUCAGAGUCUUGGCAAAAGCUAGAAAAGUCUCGGGACUAUAAGAACAACAAUGAAUUGCGGGAAUAUCAGCUGGAGGGAAUGAAUUGGCUGCUUUUUAACUGGUAUAAUAGGAAAAACUGCAUUCUGGCUGAUGAAAUGGGUUUGGGGAAGACGAUCCAGUCCAUUACAUUCCUCUCUGAGAUCUAUCUGAUGGGUCUUCGAGGUCCAUUUCUCAUCAUUGCUCCACUUUCUACCAUCACAAACUGGGAGCGAGAAUUCCGCACUUGGACGGAGAUGAACGCCAUUGUGUACCAUGGCAGCCAGAUAAGCCGCCAGAUGAUCCAGCAAUAUGAGAUGGUUUAUCGGGAUACCCAGGGUAUUCCUCUUCCUGGGCUCUUCAAAUUCCAUGUAGUUAUUACCACGUUUGAGAUGAUCCUGGCAGAUUGUCCAGAGCUGAAGAAGAUCCACUGGCGUUGUGUGAUUAUUGAUGAGGCCCAUCGGCUCAAGAACAGGAACUGCAAAUUACUGGAAGGAUUAAAGCUCAUGUGUCUGGAACACAAAGUGCUGCUGACUGGGACACCCCUGCAGAACUCAGUGGAGGAGCUCUUCAGCCUACUGAACUUCUUGGAACCACAGCAGUUCCCAUCUGAGACAGCCUUUCUUGAGGAGUUUGGGGAUCUCAAAACAGAGGAACAGGUGAAGAAACUCCAGUCUCUCCUAAAACCCAUGAUGCUGCGACGGCUGAAGGAUGAUGUGGAGAAGAAUCUAGCACCUAAACAGGAGACCAUCAUUGAAGUAGAGCUGACCAACAUCCAGAAGAAAUACUAUCGAGCCAUCCUGGAGAAAAAUUUUAGCUUUCUAUCCAAGGGUGCUAACCAGCAUAACAUGCCCAACCUCAUCAAUACCAUGAUGGAGUUGCGCAAGUGCUGCAAUCAUCCCUACCUCAUUAAUGGAGCAGAGGAAAAGAUCCUAGAAGAUUUCCGUAAAACCCACAACUCAGAAGCUCAUGAUUUCCAGUUGCAGGCAAUGAUCCAGGCAGCAGGCAAGCUGGUGCUGAUUGAUAAGUUGCUGCCAAAGCUGAUUGCAGGCGGGCACAAGGUGUUGAUUUUCUCCCAGAUGGUGCGCUGCCUUGAUAUCCUGGAGGAUUAUCUCAUCCAGCGGAGAUAUACUUAUGAGCGCAUUGAUGGCCGGGUUCGUGGGAAUUUACGUCAGGCUGCAAUCGAUCGCUUCUGCAAGCCAGAUUCAGACCGUUUUGUUUUCUUGCUCUGCACAAGGGCAGGAGGGCUAGGCAUCAAUCUUACUGCUGCUGAUACCUGUAUCAUCUUUGACUCAGAUUGGAAUCCACAGAAUGAUCUGCAGGCUCAAGCUCGCUGCCACCGAAUAGGGCAAAGCAAGGCAGUUAAAGUCUAUCGCCUCAUCACCAGAAAUUCCUAUGAACGUGAGAUGUUUGACAAGGCCAGCUUGAAAUUAGGAUUAGACAAGGCAGUGUUGCAGGAUAUCAACCGCAAGGGAAGCAACAAUGGGGUGCAGCAGCUCUCCAAGAUGGAGGUUGAAGACUUAUUGCGAAAAGGUGCUUAUGGGGCUUUAAUGGAUGAGGAAGAUGAAGGCUCCAAAUUCUGUGAAGAAGACAUUGAUCAAAUCCUGCAACGUAGGACCCAAACCAUCACUAUUCAGACUGAAGGGAAAGGCUCCACAUUUUCCAAGGCCAGCUUUGUUGCUUCAGGAAACAGAACUGACAUUUCAUUAGAUGAUCCCAACUUCUGGCAGAAAUGGGCAAAAAUAGCUGAACUGGAUACUGAUGCAAAGGAUGAAAAGGAGAGCCUAGUGAUUGACAGGCCCCGUGUCCGUAAGCAAACGAAACACUACAACUCCUUUGAGGAAGAUGAGCUGAUGGAGUUCUCCGAGCUGGACAGUGACUCUGAUGAGCGACCCACACGUUCACGGCGUCUCAAUGAAAAAACACGUCGGUAUUUAAGAGCAGAAUGUUUUCGUGUGGAGAAAAAUCUGCUUAUAUUUGGCUGGGGACGUUGGAAAGACAUUCUGACCCAUGGCCGAUUUAAAUGGCAUCUCAAUGAAAAAGAUAUGGAGAUGAUCUGCCGAGCACUGCUAGUCUACUGUGUUAGACAUUAUAAGGGAGAUGAGAAGAUUAAGAGUUUUAUUUGGGAUCUGAUCACUCCAACAAAGGAUGGACAAAACCAAGCCCUACAGAACCAUUCAGGAUUAUCAGCUCCAGUGCCAAGAGGAAGGAAGGGGAAGAAAACCAAGAGUCAAAUGCUGCUACCCGAGAUUAAGAAUGCAGACUGGCUUACUACUUGCAACCCUGAAAUCGUCCUACAUGAUGAUAGCUACAAAAAGCAUCUGAAACAACAUUGCAAUAAAGUGCUGUUGAGAGUACGGAUGCUCUAUUACUUGAAAGCUGAAGUGCUGGGGGAGGCAGCUGAUAAAGCCUUUGAAGGAACCCCUGCCAAAGAUUUAGAUGUCUUGCUGCCAGACAUUGAUUAUGUGGAGAUUCCUGUGGACUGGUGGAAUGCUGAUGCAGAUAAAUCCCUCCUCAUUGGAGUUUUUAAACAUGGUUAUGAACGGUACAAUGCAAUGCGAGCUGACCCAGCUCUGUGCUUUCUUGAGAAAGUGGGCAUGCCAGAUGAGAAACUGCUGUGUGCAGAGCAGAAUGUCUCUGAUGGAGUACAGGAUGCUCCAGAACGAGGAAAUACAGACAAAGAAGAGAGCAGUGCAGAUAGACUUGCUGGAGUAGAGAAACAGGAGGAAAUUUCUGAUACUUGUGGUCCAGUUCCUGAGAAGAAGGAUGAUAAUGUGGCAGCCCAGGAUGGCUCCGACCCAGACAAAUCCAGCUGGCCUGUGUCAUCUGCUCUCACAGCCAGACUUCGGCGUCUAGUCACUAUCUAUCAGCGUUGCAACCGCAAAGAACUGCCGUCUAGACCUGAUGUUAUUGGAACUUGUAAGCAUGGCUAUUGGCUCCAAGAGGAAAUGAUUAGGAGAGCCAAUGAAAUGGACCCUAUGAACAAUGAAAUACAGAAGAGAUGGACCAGAAGAGAGCAAGCGGAUUUCUAUCGCACUGUCUCUUCAUUUGGGGUCAUUUAUGAGCCAGAAAAGAAAAUCUUUGAUUGGACUCAAUUCCGAUCCAUUUCACGUUUGGAGAAGAAAACUGAUGAAAGUUUAGAAAAAUAUUUCUAUAACUUUGUUGCUAUGUGUAAAAAUGUUUGUCGGUUGCCCCAUUGGAAAGAUGAUGGCCCAACAGAUCCCAAUAUUUAUGUGGAGCCCAUCACAGAGGAACGUGCUGCAAGGACGUUGUAUCGAAUUGAACUCUUGCGGAAGAUCCGUGAGCAGGUGUUGCGGUGUCCACAGCUACAUGAAAGACUCAAACUUUGCCGCCCAAGCCUAUACCUCCCUGUGUGGUGGGAAUGUGGCAAACAUGAUCGGGACCUGCUAAUUGGUACGGCAAAGCACGGACUGAAUCGCACAGACUAUUACAUAAUGAAUGAUCCACAGUUGUCGUUUCUGGAUGCCUACAGAAAUUAUGCUCAGAACAAAAGGACAGGGGUCCUUGGAGAAGAACACUUAUGCUGUCACCACCAAGCAAAUUCUAAACUAUAUUAUUCGCCUUUGUAUAAUCAAGCAGAUAGAAAGCUGGCUUCAGCAGAGGCAGAAACAGAAAACUGUGCUAAGCUAAUGAACUCAGGGAAUGAUCUUUUGCAGGCAGAAAACACCUCUCAGGAUGGCAGCUGUGAAAAUUUCAUGUCUAAGGUCCGAAGUAUGAUUUCCGCUAACUAUGAUGAGAGUUCUUUGCCUGACUCUUUGUCAUGCAUGAUGUAUGAUGAAAAGGCCUGCAACAGUGAGCACAGUUCUUUUGCUCGUGACAGCCCAAGCUGCACAGACAUCAGCAGCAAUGCUACCAAAGUGGCAGAGGGCAAAACAGAUGGGGAUGAAGACCUCUCUAGUUGUGAUGCUGAGACCAUACGAGAGUCCACCUACUUGGAUCAUUUGCAAUUUGGUAGUGAUCAGUUGGAAGGUCAAAAUAUAGGACAGGAGCUUUCAGAGAAGGAGGCAAAGCCUCUUGAGAGUUUUGCUCAGGAAACCUGUAAUGCCCUUCAGCAUAUGGAAGAUCAGUUCAUUAGCCCAAAAGCAGUUCCAUUUGAAAGAGAUGGUGUGGAGAGUGUUCUGAGCAUAGGGGUCUAUGGUCCAAGUCUUCGUAAUUUUGAUAUCAAAGUACAACCUGAGAAGAGAUUGAUGGGCUUAUUGCAUGAAAAAAGUUUGGAGGAGAAAUUAAUGCAGACCCAAAGCCAUAGUGAAGAGGAGGAGGAGGAGGAGGACGAAGAGGAAGAGGACGAUCAUCUGGAAACCGUAACUGACAUUGGGAAAGAUAGAGGAGAAGCCAAAUGUAGCAUACAGGAGGAACAGCAACACAGUUCAUGUAUUCUCACCACUCUGGAUGCAUUAAUGGAAGAAAGGAAUAAGGUCCUAGUUGAAUCAGUCUCAAGUGAGCUGGCAGCAUCCAAAUGUGAUAGUGAGCCAGGGAUGGGUGAGGAUGAUCAAGCUGAGUGUGAAAGCCUUGAGGAGCACACCCCAGGCUUGCAGGAGAUUCAGACCUGUCACCACCACUACCAUCACUCUGUAAGAAGCCAGGCUUCAGCAAUUCAAGUGGAGCUUCUUAAGUCACACCCGGUUUGCAUGGAAGGAGACCUCUGGGGAGAUGAUUCUGAGGAGAAGAGAGAUAGUCCUGUUACUCAAUCUCUUUAUGAGAGUGAAAUAAAGAGAGAAGAAGAAGAGUGUGAGCACCAAGACCUAGACAAGAGGGAUGAAAUAAGUCAAAAUCAAGAUGGCUUUGAGAAGUUUUCUGAAGAUGAAAGUAAGAGCUCCGCAUUUGCUGUUCCUGGAGAGACUGAUGAACUUCAUGAUGUUCGGGCGCCUACCAUAGCUCAACUUUUACAGGAGAAGACACUCUACUCUUUCUCAGAAUGGCCCAAGGAUCGAGUGAUCAUUAACCGUAUUGACAACAUCUGUCACGCAAUCUUAAAGGGAAAGUGGCCUUCUUCCAGUCAAUCUUUUGACAUACCAUAUAUGAUGCCCACUCCUGCCUUAGUCAGCAGUACUUGCAAUAGGAGUGGCUAUACUGAACCAGAAGUCUCUGAAUCCAGUUUCAGCAAUGGAAUGUUAGCGACACAACUCCCAAAGGAAACCUUUCUGGCUCCCACCUUUGUCAAAGAUGAAUCCAAGCACCGGCAAUCAUAUGAAUUUGAAAUGGAGAGAGAUGCCAAGCACCGGAGUCUUGAUCAGCUUGUAACAUCCCAUUCCCAUCCUUCAGCUGUAUUAAAUGGCUGGCGGGAUGCAGUAGAUCUUUCAAGGGUGCCAGACGGAACUUCAGCAAGCAGCACUCCAUUUUCUAUGAGCACAAAUAUACCUAAGCUAGGGACAGUGAAUGCUCUGCAGGGCUCCCUUGGCAUGGACUUGUCUGGAAUCCUUCAAGCAGGGCUUAUUCAUCCUGUCACAGGACAGAUUGUCAAUGGAAGCUUACGAAGAGAUGAUGCUGCUAUCAGAAGACGACGGGGUAGGAGAAAAAAUGUGGAAGGGAUUGACCUGAUACUUUUGAAGGAGAGAAGCCUCCAGACAGGGCUGCCCGAAGAUGAAGGUCAGACCAUAACAAGUAAUUCUAAUUCAGAUGGGCCAGUUAUAACUACCUCAAGUCAACAGACAGCUCCAGCUACUAAUGUCCAGACAGAUAAGAUUGUUCCAAACAAGAGUCUUCUAGAUUGGCUGAGACAGCAGUCUGAUUACACUCUCGAAAUUCCUGGCUUUGGCACAAAUUUUAUAGAAAAGCCUAAACAGAGAAGGCAGCGUUGUAAAGAUCCUAGCAAGCUAGACAUAAAUUCUCUCACUGGAGAGGAACGGGUGCCUGUGGUGCACAAGGGCACAGGGCGGAGGUUAGGGGGAGCCAUGGCACCAGCUUUGAAGGAGUUACCAAGAUGGCUUGAUGCAAACAUGGAGUAUGCUGUUGCAGCAGACUGGUCUGACAUAGUUAAGCUUUCAAAUAAAACUACCAAGUUAAAGAAAAGGGGAAAGAAAAGUAAAAUAGAUGGGUGGGUUACAGUGGUGGUGAAUUCAUCCUUGUUGGAGAGUGCUGGUUUGCUCCUUACUCAAGAAGCCAUUGCUGGACCCAUGCUGGAUAAUUUUUGUCAAGUUUCCUACCUUCUCUUUCUAGAAAAGGUGGUUGAAAAAGUUGCAAUUCCGGAGGACCCUGGAGAAAACAGAUAA
Ahaetulla prasina is the source of this 7718-nucleotide messenger RNA. It is a transcript of the gene CHD6, whose product is annotated as chromodomain helicase DNA binding protein 6. The transcript is spliced from 38 exons. The record is from RefSeq and is a predicted model, not a curated record. NCBI's taxonomy places the organism in Eukaryota, Metazoa, Chordata, Lepidosauria, Squamata, Colubridae. Gene Ontology annotation, molecular function: protein binding; ATP binding; ATP-dependent chromatin remodeler activity. Bases 147 to 7718 code for a protein of 2523 amino acids.